AUGAAUCAGGAAAAAACUCCUUUUGCUGGCACUAAUACAAAUAGCGAUUUGGGUACUUUUUAUCGUGAAUGCCAGAGUGCACCGCAACUUCAAACAUUCUUGGAAGAAGAAAGAACAUUAGCUGAACAAGUCGGUGAUCUUACUAAGCAACUAGAGACAUUUGAAAUUAAUCAGCAAAAGUAUAAGGAUAUCCUUACAACAUUGUGUCAAACUGAUAAUAAUAAUCAGUAA
Cotesia congregata is the source of this 231-nucleotide messenger RNA. The record is from the annotation of a GenBank genome assembly. Lineage: Eukaryota; Metazoa; Arthropoda; Insecta; Hymenoptera; Braconidae.